This is a messenger RNA of Erpetoichthys calabaricus (reedfish), 5993 nucleotides long. Its product is annotated as aminoacylase-1-like. Gene Ontology annotation, molecular function: aminoacylase activity. Lineage: Eukaryota; Metazoa; Chordata; Cladistia; Polypteriformes; Polypteridae. The record is from RefSeq and is a predicted model, not a curated record. Gene Ontology annotation, cellular component: cytoplasm. The transcript has 15 exons. Gene Ontology annotation, biological process: amino acid metabolic process. Bases 222 to 1487 code for a protein of 421 amino acids.
GCUGUCUAGCGAUCGCUUGCUUUUCUAUCGACUGCUCAUGCCUUGCGGGUUUGCCAAUUACCGAUCAUACAGUCCGGCAGGGAACGCACUCGUCUGAACUUCACUCUGUGUAAGGAUUGCAGGAGCGGAGCAGGCGUGGUUUGCUAUUUCCGUAUUAGCUUCAAUCGCGUCAAGUACUCGCCGUCUUCUUCGUCAGGUUUGACAAAGAUUUCUGGGUCAGUAUGCUUCCAGAUAAAGAUGGACUCGGCGGGAGUGGCAGAUGUGAGAAUCCUUUAGACCCAAGUGAGCACACUUCUGUAAGCCUGUUUCGUGAGUACCUGAGGAUCAAGACUGUGCAUCCGGAGCCGGACUAUGAUACCGCACUGAAAUUCUUGGAGAGGAUUGCAACAGAGCUAGGAUUGCCAUUCAAGAAAGUUGAAGUGUGCCCCAGACGUGUUGUGGCCAUUAUUACCUGGGAAGGAACUCGCCCUAAGUUGAAGUCCAUCUUGUUAAACUCCCAUACAGAUGUUGUGCCUGUGUUCCAGGAACACUGGAAAUAUGAUGCAUUUGCUGCCUACAAAGAUGGAGAGGGGAAUAUUUAUGGCAGGGGUUCCCAGGACAUGAAGUGUGUUACCAUCCAGUACAUUGAAGCAAUUAGAAAACUGAAAUCUGAGGGGAAGAGAUUUGCUCGCACUGUUCACCUCCUGUUUGUUCCAGAUGAAGAAGUGGGUGGUCACAAAGGUAUGGAAACCUUUAUCCAGCACCCGGAGUUUAAAGCCCUGAAUGUUGGAUUUUCCCUAGACGAAGGUUUGGCAAAUCCUGAAGAUAAGUAUACAGUGUUCUAUGGAGAAAGAAACCCAUGGUGGAUCACAGUAAAGUGCACUGGAAGCCCUGGACAUGGUUCAAGAUUUGUUGAGAACACAGCAGCUGAGAAGGUGCAAAGAAUUAUAAAUUCCUUUCUGGAAUUCAGGGAAAAGGAGAAAAGCAGGUUAGAUGGUGACGUGUGUCUUACAUUGGGUGAUGUUACAACUGUCAACAUGACCAUGCUACGAGGAGGUGUGUCCUACAACGUGAUCCCUUCUGAUAUAGAUGUUAGUUUUGACAUUCGCAUCUCUCCAACUGUAAAUCUACAGGAAUUUGAAAAACAAAUUCAGAUUUGGUGUCAGAGUGCAGGGGAUGGUGUUACCUAUGAAUUUGCUCAGAAAUUCAUGAGCACAGAAAUGACCUCCACAAGUGAAUCUGACCCCUGGUGGAAGGCAUUUAGCAGUGCCUGCUGUGAUAAGAAUGCAGUGCUUAAAAAAGAAAUCUUCCCAGCAGCCACAGACAGUCGUUUUAUACGAUCGAUUGGUUUACCUGCCAUUGGCUUCUCUCCCAUUAAUCUCACUCCAAUCCUCCUGCAUGAUCACAAUGAGUUCUUAAAUGAGAAGGUCUUCCUUCGGGGCAUCGACAUCUACCUUGGUGUCAUACCAGCCUUGGCCAGCGUCCCACCACAGCCUGGUGAAGCCUAAAAACUCUCGCCACACUCUUGAAAUCCUGUAAUCUCAAGUGGCACCCACAGCCUCCUGGAGCGCAUCAAGCUUCAGCCUGCUCUUGUCUUGAACAUUUAUGAAGACGAAUGUUUUACAGGCCAAAUUUGUCCUGUUCUGGUCAGAUAGCUGGAGGGGUCAUGAAGAAGAAUAAAUCUACUACUCCACUUAUAGUUCAGAUGAGUUAAUUUGAUAAAAAAAACAAAACAAUAGCACCCAUUUUGGGUUUCAGAGCUAAAGAGAAAUUGUUAAUUGAGCAAUAUAUCAUUCAGAAAAGGAAUAGGUUUCUUUAAGGUUUCCUGUUCAGCAUAUUCAAAAUCACGAAUAAACGAUAUAUGUAGAUGAAGCAAUGUGAUUACAAAAAAUCAAAUAAUAUGAAGGUAGCUGAGGAUGGACGCCAAGAUUGUAGGAAACGCGUAGACAGAGCACAUACUAUUUAUGCAUCACUUUUUGAAAUAUGUUUUUCAGUUUCCAUUUAGGACAAAAUGGGGAAUUAGGAGUGAAUAUCCCUUUGUUGUGCUUUUCAUUGUUUAUUUUCUCUUGUUGCCUCUCAUUUUAUUGUCAAUGGUCCCAAAGUGUGUUUUCUUCCCUCUCUCCACACUCUGAUCAACCACUACCACCUUGAUAAGUUGACAUAUACUUGGGGAAAAAAGUCCAGCAAUGGAGAUUCGGUUUAAUUUUUGAAAUGUAAUGUAAUCUACAAUUCCACCUUUUAGGAGCCAAACUGUUAAAAUAAAUAAAUAAUAAUAAUCUAAUGUGGCCAACAAAACUUUUUCCAUGAGUACAGUUGAUGAUGUGAAUUUACAAAAAUAUAAUAAUAAUAAUUCUUUGCAUUUAUAUAGCGCUUUUCUCACUACUCAGAGUGCUCAGCAAUUGCAGGUUAAGGUCCUUGCUCAAGGGCCCAACAGAGCAGAGUCCCUAUUGGCAUUUACGGGAUUCGAACCGGCAACCUUCCGACUGUCAGUGCAGAUCUCAACCCUCAGAGCCAAUAUAUGCACGAUGCAAUAUCACCCAAGGUUAUUUUGCAUGCAUUUUAAUCUGCUUUAAAAGCAACAUAAUCAAAACAAUUUAACUAAAAAUAUGAAAUAUUUGGACUUGCACUCUACUGGUGUAAAUUAAAAAAAAAUGAAAGAAUCAAUUCACCUGUUACUAUGGUAUUGUCUAUAAAUUCCUCUACUAAUGGCUUGUUUUAUUUAAGAUAUUAAAAAGUAGAUGAAGAGGAGGAGGAGGCGGCAUAGAAGAAACCCAUGCCAUUCAUCCCACAGCUUGGAUAUCCUUGGGGCUAAAAGCACCAACUCAUAAACUGAUUGAUUCUGCGGAGUUCAAACUUAAAGUAAGAAAUUGGUUUUCUUAAACAAACAAAAAAAAAUUAAGCACUAACCACAAACAAAUAGACAUCCUGCUGAUUUAAUCUUUAUAUAUGAUACGCUACUGUAGCUGUUCGUUUGUCGGUCCAGGAUUUUAAAUCACCUGUAGCUCGCAAACAGUUUGCCCUAUUGACCUGAAAUUUGGCACACAUAUACUACGUGACGUCUACUAUCCGCUUUCGGGGUGAUGAUUGACCUCCAAGGUUAUUCCUCAUUUUAUUUUAUUGUAGAAUCAACUCUUAGCAGGGUGGCACAUGUGUACAGGCGCCAUCCUCACUCCCUACCACCUUCGCCAUCACUUCUCCUACCUCUUCAUAUCUUAAAUCAUUCUAGAGGCAGAUUGAAGACUGAAGUGACAGCUAAAGUACAAAUUAAAGAAAACGUACUAAGUAAUUGCAACACAAACACUGACUUAAUCAGUUUUAACGCAAAAGAAUGCCGACGAAAGAAGAGAAGAAGUGAGCCGCUAGUGUGGAGAACAGAAGAGCUGCUCAGGAAGCAGCAAGUCAAGUGUUUGUGCGACAUUACUGCUAAAAUGAUAAAAUGCAAUCCGCAUUUCUUUUUAGAGUUUAUCUGCUGUGUAAAAAAAAAAAAAUAAUAAUUUAAAUUUUAAAAGAUCAAAACUCAGCAUUUUAGGUUGAACUAAAAAUUCACUAAAGGGGGUGCUGGAGCCUAUCCCAGCUAGCAUAGGGUGCCAGGCAGGAGCAAAGCCUUGACAGCAUGCCAGUCCCAUCACAGGGUGAACCCACACACCUAACCUGUGGGAGGAAACCCAUGCAGAAGCAAAUCCUGGACAGGGUGGCAGGGUGACCACACACACUAGGGCCAUAGUAAUCGCUCAGAAAGUUCUAUGGCAGGGGUGGGCAAAGUCAUUCCUGGAGGGCCGCAGUGGCGGCAGGUUUUUGUUCCAACCCAAUUGCUUAAUAAGAAGCACUUAUUGCUCUAGAAACACUUCUGCUUCAUUUUAGUUAUCUCCCUCAUUAAGAUUUUGAACCCUUAUUGCUUAUUUUAGUUUUAAACAGCUGCAUUCUCGGUUUUUAGUUGUUCCUUAUUAGCAAUAAGAUGCAAAUGACAAAAGAAACCAGCAGUUAUCCAUUUUGCUUGUUACCCUUUACACCUGUGUGUAUUUAUUGUGCACUAUUUGGUUUAAUUAAAUACUUGGAAGGAAAGAGAAGAGAAAAAAGUGAAGGAUUGAGAAUUACCCAUCCGUUUUACACUUCAAAGUAUUUGGAUGAUAUCCUUAGAAUGGAAAAAAAAAAUCUAGGAUAUGAGAAUGACUUGACAUAGCAGAGUUAAAGCACUAAUAAGCCAUGAAAUGUAAUUAUUGGCAAGGAUUGUUUUCUAAUUAAGCAACUGGGUUGGAACAAAAACCCGCAGCCAUUGCGGCCCUCCAGGAAUGACUUUUCUCACCCCUUGUCUAUGGGAUAUCAGACUUGUUUAUCCCUUUGAACACCACAGGACAUUCUUUUCCCUCUGAAUUCAGUACUUCCUAUAUAUGAAAUGCUGAAGAGAGCAUAAAGAGUUGAAACACAAGAUGCUAAAGUGUGUUAUUCAAGUUUUUGUGUUACUCAGGUCAGGUUCCACGAAAUUGCAAUUCUGUUUUGCAUAUCGCAUAUUAAACUGAUGUGGAAACUUGCUAAUAAUGAGGUAAUGAUGACAGGUCUUCCUGGCCAAUCAUCAGAUAUCAAGUUUUUAGAGACUUCCAUAUCUUUUUAUGAACCUUUUUAGAAGAAAUGGCAUAUUGCAUCAACAGUCCGUGUCUAAGAAAAGCACCAACAAGUGCAGAUGUUAAUCAUAUAUGCAGUAUGUUUUUGGUAUUGCAAGUUAUAUUACAAAGCACUUUGGCGAUGUGUGAAUCUGGUAAUCACGUUUGCAUUUGCAAAUAUGAAACUGACAUUAGACCAAAGAUUUACCAAAGCAAAUGCUGUAAGAUCUGUUGUAUUGGUUGCAAUAAACUUGGGUAUUCUAUAGACAGGCGUUAAAGGCCAUGCGAGAGUCCCUGUUGGCUGUUCAUCACUUACGGUGUGUAGUGCGGGUGAACACUAAUUAAAUUGUAAUUUGCUGAUGACAAAGACAUAAUGUGCAAUCAUUUUACAUGUAUUGUUUUAUUGUCUAAAUGAGCAGAUCAUUAGUAAUUCAGUUGCUUUUGUGUAUUUAAUGCCAAUAGCUGUAUAGUGUGGUGUGCACAAAGUGAGUGAGAAACAGAAUGACUGUAUAGUGCCUUUCAAGUAAAACUUGAUGAAUAAAUAGCCUUUCGUGUGACUGGAGUUUGGUCACACCGAACAGGAGGGCAAUAUUUGUCUUCAGUUUUAUAUUACAAGUCAAACACACAGCCAUUUUUUGCAGGGUGUGUAUUUUAAUAUUUUAUUUCAGGAUGAACGCCAGGGUGCAUAUUGGCAAACGUCACCUUUCUACCGAAUCUCAUUCCUAAGUGAAAGUGUCUGUCAGACUUAAAUCUUUUACAAAGCACAAAAUCAAACUUAACUCUGUAUAAAGAACUCGACAAUAAACGCCUGUCGCUAAAUACUUGCUGCAAAACUAAACCAAAACAAAUCACUUCUACGACUCACCAGCUUAACCAAACUCUUGUCAUGCUCAUGGUAGUUUUGAACAUACGUUCCGAGAUAUGAUCUUGGUAGCUUCUAGUGGCGGGUGCUUUUAGUUUAGAACUCAAACACCUCGAGUCUGCCAGUUUUGUUUAUUGUCCCCAGUUCAGCCAGGCCUGAUUUCUCUCCCUUCAUCCCCUGCCCUUUCAUUUCCUUCUUCUUCUCCUCCUCCUCCUCGAACUCCUCAACUGGCAGAUUACAGGUAAUAAACAUCAGGCAGAAAUCAAGGAACUUGAAUACUUGAUGAAUCCUUUCUUUGAAUGUUUUUAGGAGAUGGCGGUAAAUGAUACAAUGUGACCGAUGCCUUGAAAGGAUAAAUGAAAACUCUUCUGAGUCGGUUGUCUCCUGUUUUUACUUGAUUUGCUCUGCUGCUCAUCAUUACAAAUGACUUAUUCCAAUUUUAAUUUCAUUGUACCUUUCAUUUAAGCACUUUUGUAGAGCGCAGUUGUCAGUUAAUUUCAAAAUGUGUUAUAAUGUAUUUAAUGUUGGCUGUAUUAAAUGAUUGUAAUGAUUUA